UCAAAGUCAGAAUAGAGAUGGCAUACCCAUUAAUCCGAAAUGCGGCUACACGUUAAUAAUAGUCUUAAACUCGAACGUUCCCAUCGGUGUCGAGCAUUUACUUUAAUAAAUCCCUUCAAAAUAUAAUCUUCAUCCCUACAUUUCUUUGAUUCUUUCCGUAAUUUCGAUUUGAUAUUAAAUAAACAUCAAGUCUAUACAAAUGUAUGGUAAUAGCAGAGGCUACUAUUUAAUACUUGCAAAUAUCGUUAAGCAUCGAUUGCUAAAUUGUAUUGUAUAGAUAUGUGAUUAGCUCAAUAAAUACAGGCUGGUCUAGAUGGCAUAGGGAAAAUAAAUCAAACAUAAAAUUGCGGAUAUAAAAUAUAAUCAACGGCAAAAAUGUUUUACUCUACAAGGAAAAAUACUACCGACAACGUACGAAAAGAAACUUACAGUUCUGUCGAAAAUCUCCCAAAAAUGUAGCCAAUAAUGUCAGUGUUUUCCGGUGAAGAUAAAAUGAAACCAAGAACCGGUCUAGGGCAAGAAAAACCCAAACGGCUAAAAAAGAAAUGUCCACAAAAAAUCAUAAAAAAUGUUGAAAGAGCGCUUGGUUCCUUAUUAGGGGAAGAUACAAUAUUUAUUCCUCGUCUCUUGGGAUGAAGCGUUUCCAUCUAUUGUCCUCCCAUUUCUCUAUGCCGAUGCUUAAUUUUCAAAACUUCUAUAUUACCAAGGGACCUACGACAUCAGCUAAAGAAAUACCCAGCAAGUACAAAAUCUGAACCAGGGAGCCGCUUUUGUGCAGAGGGGAAAUUCAUUUCAUCCCGGUUUUCACUGCUCCGAGAGAGGAAACCCUAUUUUUCACAAUCUACUUUGGAUUAAAAAACAAAAGCAAAACAUUUAUUUUGGUAUAGUGCACCAAACCGGGUUAUUGGAUCGCGAAAAUGUCAACAACUUUUCCAGGACUGGUGCACGAUGCUGAGAUACGUCACGAUGGAUCAAACAGCUAUCGUUUGAUGCAACUCGGAUGCCUGGAAUCAGUGGCCAACUCGUCUGUCGCUUACUCCUCGUCGUCUCCGCUCACAUACCCCGCUACUGGAACCGAGUUCGCGUCCCCUUACUUUUCAACAAACCAUCAGUAUACGCCGCUGCAUCACCAGUCCUUCCACUAUGAGUUCCAGCACAGUCACCCGGCGGUAAAUCCCGACGCCUACUCCCUGAACUCCCUGCACCACUCUCAGCAGUACUACCAGCAGAUCCACCAUGGGGAACCCGCCGAUUUCAUAAACCUCCACAACGCGCGAGCUCUAAAAUCCUCGUGCCUGGACGAGCAGAGAAGAGAGUUAGGUUGCCUUGAUGCAUACCGCCGGCACGAUCUUUCGCUAAUGAGCCACGGGUCCCAGUAUGGUAUGCACCCAGACCAGAGACUGCUGCCGGCAUCAGGGUUAGGUCUACCGCCACCGGGAGCCGACGAUUUACAGAGUUCGGUGGAAGCGCAGUGCGGACUGGUAUUAAACGGGCAAGGUGGCGUGAUUCGAAGAGGGGGCACGUGCGUGGUCAAUCCGACAGACCUGUUCUGCUCCGUGCCCGGCCGGCUAUCUCUGCUCAGCUCCACCUCCAAAUACAAAGUGACAAUCGCCGAAGUGAAAAGACGCCUCUCGCCGCCGGAAUGCCUCAACGCCUCCCUACUGGGCGGCAUAUUGCGAAGAGCAAAAUCCAAAAAUGGCGGCCGGUGCUUACGGGAGAAGCUGGACAGGCUGGGGCUGAAUCUGCCGGCCGGGAGGAGAAAAGCCGCCAACGUCACCCUGCUCACCUCCCUGGUGGAAGGUGAGGCUCUCCACCUGGCCCGGGAUUUCGGCUACACUUGCGAGACGGAGUUCCCCACCAAAGCCGUGGGGGAGCACCUGGCCCGGCAGCACGCCGAGCCCAAGGAGCAGGCGGCACGAAAGAAGAUGGUGUUAGCCACCAAACAAAUCUGCAAAGAAUUUCAAGACUUACUCAGCCAAGACAGGUCGCCUCUCGGGUCUUCGAGACCGACGCCGAUACUUGACCUCGACAUCCAGAGACAUCUAACCCACUUCAGCCUAAUAACUCACGGAUUCGGCACCCCAGCCAUCUGCGCGGCUCUGAGCACCUUUCAGACAGUUCUGAGCGAAAUGCUGAACUACCUGGAGAAGCACACGACGGGAAAGAACACGGGAACGCCGGACUCCGCACAGCUGAACUCCGCCGCAGAGAAGACUGCCCUGCGGAAAACCGGAGAAUCUCAGUCUAAAGACGGGAAGCUGGAGAAGAUGGAAUAACUACACCUUUCCGGGGAAAGCCGUUUGGGAAUGGGGGGCCGCAGGUGUGGGGGGAGGGGGGGAUUUCAUGCUGCUGAAAAUGUAUAGUUCUGGGAAACAUGGACCAAACUCCUUUUUGGGCAGGGUCGGUUUUAGCAGGAUGGGGGAAGAAGAAAGCCCAGGGUCCCCCAACUAGAACCCCCCCCCCUUCAGCUAUGAGCCCCCAAAACCCCCACACCUCCUCCUGUGUGUACGUGUGAGGAGAAGCACUGCAGCUGGGAACUGAGCUGGGCUGUGCGUGUGGAGAGGUCACACAGGCACUCAGGCCCAAACACAAUGCCAUCCCUGCACUACCCUUCCCCUCCCAAAGGGGGUGCUGAAAAUGAACAUAGGCCUGGGAGGGGCUCCACUCCUCUGUUUACUCCUACGUGUUCUGAAAGAAAAAUUCAGCUUUUCCUGUGCUCUGUUCUUUAAAUGAAAGCAAACAGCUGUGCUCAGACCCAGGCAUAAAAGCAACUGCAGUCAUAAUUAUUCAUUUGGAGCGUACUGCUUGGCAACAGGUUAGUCACUGCUUGGCUCAGAACAGGAUGAGCAGUAUUAGGUGGAAUACUGGGUGAAAAAACUGUAAUUAACUCUGGAGAAUUUAUUACUCAUUUAUUUUAUCAAAGUUUUUUGGAAGGAUAUAUUGUCAGAGCCUACUGCCCCCCCCCUCCCCGACCCCACAACAGCCCCCCCAAACACACAGAUAAGCUAUGGAAGGCAGUGGAGAAUCUCCCAGACCUACAACUCCAUUUCCCACGUCCACCCCCCCACUUUGCCCCCAUCGUUUUUGUGAUGGGGGGGGGAGGGGGGCGCCCCACUCUGAAACUUUGACUUUGUACCCCCAAACCCUAAAACCGGCCCAGUUACUGGGGUAUUUCACAUCAUGAGAGAGAGUCAUACCUUGAGCAAACAACCUCCUACAGCCGCCCGAUUCAUCUGACGUCUCAAACCACUGAGAGCGUCUCAUAUCACAUGACUAAUAAGCAGCAGGAUUAAGGUUUAAAGGCUGUAUGUAGGCUGUGGCUGAAUGUACCGAUCCAGACAGAAGCCGUGGAUGUGCGGACAUGGCAUGACUCUACAGUCGGUCUGAGAAGUGCUCUGUGAAAUACCCUGCAGAAGAACAGACACCUGUAAGCUUGUAAAGAUGUCACUUUUUGCCAUUCCCUACUGUACUUUGUGCAUGUUAAUCUUAUUUGUACACUAUUUAUGAACAGAUAAUCAACUCAAGUUCUACAGCAGAACACUGUCACAUGACCGUUCCAAAACAUCUGUAAAAAUAUGUAUAAAUGACAACUUUUCUUGUAGGUUUAAAAGACAGUAUAUAUGAAUCUUCCUUACCUAAAGCAAAUGCCACUCGUCAAUAAAGCAAGUUGUUCUAA
Molecule: messenger RNA, 3676 nt
Organism: Anguilla anguilla (European eel)
Lineage: Eukaryota; Metazoa; Chordata; Actinopteri; Anguilliformes; Anguillidae
Gene: tfap2d
Product: transcription factor AP-2 delta (activating enhancer binding protein 2 delta)
Exons: 8
Coding region: 918-2276 (452 amino acids)
Biological process (GO): regulation of cell population proliferation; anatomical structure development; regulation of transcription by RNA polymerase II
Cellular component (GO): nucleus
Molecular function (GO): RNA polymerase II transcription regulatory region sequence-specific DNA binding; DNA-binding transcription factor activity, RNA polymerase II-specific
Source: RefSeq, a predicted model, not a curated record